AUGGAGAAGUCGCCUAAGAAAUGGUCAUUGGGAAACAUCUUAUUCCGUAAGAGUAAGAAGGAUAUACCACAAGCUGAUUUCAGCUCAGAUGAUGAUGAUCGUAAGGCUGGAUUUGGCAAUGAUUUUAUUAAAAAAUCACCAGCAAAAGUUAAAACAAAUAAGCAACUUGUGCAAGGUUUUGAUCAACAGCAAUAUUCAGUCGCAAAUCCAGAAUUUCAUUACUAUAAGCCAGCACAGCCACAACAGUCGUAUCAACCUCAACAGCCACAACAACAACAACAACAAUUACAGUAUCAAAGAACACCACAAAUUUAUCAGAAUAACUUUGAGUAUAUAAAUAAUCAGAUAAAUCUAGACAAGAGUCGAGCAACUUUAUCUCCGCAGUACAUCUACAAUACAAAUAAUAAUUAUCUCCAAUAUCAGGGAUCAUCACAAGAUGAAAAAUCAUCUUAUAAUUCUCUAUCAUCACCAAUAAAUAAAAGUGGCAGUGAGAAUGGCAGUCGAACGAGUUUGACUAAAAAGUCAAGAUCAGCACGCAAUGAGCGUUAUUAUCAGCGAAUAAUGAGAGAUGAGGGACGUCCACAAACAGUUUAUGGAAGUGUUAAUUCCAUCGAGAAUAAUCCAAAGUAUCAAAUGCCAUUAACAAAUGGAAAUAACAGACUCUCAGCAUCAUUGAAUAGUUCAUCGAUUUGUAGCUCAGACUUUCAGAUGCCAACACAACCACCACCAAUGAUGAUGAUGACGACGAUGAAUCAGUCAUCGAGUCUUCCAAUUACACGCGGUGUUGUAUUUUGUGGAAGUAGUAAUAAUAAAAGUUUAGAUGUUGAUGAAGAUAAAGAUGAUUAUGAAAAUAUUCAUCAAGUUGAUGAUUCAGUUCCACCUCCAAUUCCACCAAGAGAUCCAAAUCGUCGUUUCUCAAUAAAUUCGUCAGUUAGUCAGAAUCCAUAUUAUUUUGAUCAAGCACUACAGAAAUAUGUAAUUUUUAAUACAAAUGGAAAGUGUUUCAGUGACGAUAAAUUGUGGAAGCAUGAGAAUGAGCGUCCAACAAGUGCUCGAACUAAUGCCGUGACAGAUAAUAAACAUGAAAUGAAUACUAAGCAGCAACACGACAUUCUUCGUCCGAGAUCACGAAAGCCACUUAAUCUGAAUACAAAUUUAGAUAAUGAAUGUGUCUUUAGCUCAGAGGAUGUGGUUGAUAAUCCACGCCAAUAUCCAAUAAGUCAACGAUCAAAAAGUGCAAUAGAUUUUGAGAAAAUGAUGUCGUUGAAUGAUCAACAGCCAAUUGUGCGUAACAAAUUUGCACAACGUCAGAGAAAUCUCACGAGUGUCGAGCCUAUCAAGUACCAGCAAAAUUUAAUGCAAAAUAGUUUCGCAAGCGAUGAAUUGCAGGCAUUACGCAAGAAAUAUACAUCCGCAGAAGAUAUAAAUAAAAACAAAGUGAAUAUGAGAAGUAAGCUACCUACAGUGAAUACAAUAAACACACCCGGCACCAGAAAGUCUCUCAAUGAGAUGGAUUUGAAAGUGAAAGAGAAUAUUAUGAGUUCAAAUCUUGAUGAUGCAAUAACUGAAUUGGAAACGAUGUAUAAAAAUCUUAUAAAAGAUGAGAAUCUUAUGGAACGUGCCACUCGACGUGAUCUUCCAACGCCUACAAAAUUCACACAAUUAAUGCGAAAAUAUGAAGAAUAUGAGGCUGAAGAGAAUCAUAAUGAUAAAGAACCCGACAUUUUAUUAGAUGAUGUCUUUUCAAGAAAUCUUAAGCAUGCCAAUCAAAAAACUAAAUUUCAAGAACAUCAACCGCCUUUUGGCAUCCCAAAUCAUAAGCUCUAUCCAAUUCCACCGAAACCGUCACAAGAUUACUUGUCUAUUGAGCCAGUACAAAUGAGAAAAGUUCAACCGACAAUAACACAAAAUAAUCCUGAUGUUGUUGCUGACGAUUUGGCAGUGAGGAACUUACGAAAAGAUAAUCCUAAUUGCAAUCGUCGACGAAAUAUGAUUGAGGUUGAAAAUAAUCAUUUUAUGAAGCGCAAUCAUACAUUGUCAUCAUUAUCUGAGCACAUUUAUAAUGGAAUUUUAAAAGAUUCAGCAAAACCAUCCGGUGGCAAACUUGAUGAUUAUUUAAACUUUGAUUUAUCUGAUACAAAGGCAGCAGAUAAAAAGGACGUCAAGUCAACAUUGUAUUUAGUAAAUAAGAAUCCAAAUGAGCGUGAAGAUUUUGAAAAGAGCUUAAAUGCAUUAGUUGUUGAAUCAAAAGCUAUAAGCCAAAAAUUAGAAAAGGAUUUGUCAAAAUUAAAACGCGAAUCUGUCACGCCAAAACCAACAACUGCUGUGCAGCAACCGACACAACCAAAGACUCUUGUAACACUGCUUGACUUUAGAAAAUCUAUUGAGAGAGAAAAGGAGAAGAAAUCAGCAUCAUGUUCGCCAAUAAAGAGCUUACAAUCACCUGCUGGUAAUACAGCAACAAGUAACGAAAAUAAACCUCAAAUGACCUCUACGGCAUGUUCACCGAUCAAAGAUUUACAAGAUGUAUGUCCACCAAAAGAAGAGAUCAUAAAGAGUCAAGCACCAAAGCAACAGAAAACAGAGAAAAUUGAGAAUCUUAUUAAAAUGUUUAACACGACAACAAUGUCUUCGCCUGAGUCGAUUAAGAAGCAACAGUCGGCAAAGGUUUUGUUGGAAAAGCCAUCAAGAAAAUUAUCAGAUUUAUCAAACAUGUUCGAAAAGGCACCCGAAGUUGACACUAAGCCACCAACUCAACCUUCAUCAUUAUCGACCUCAUCAUCAACGACCUCGUCAUUAUCAUCAAUGACACCAUACAUAAAGAGAACCACAUCAAGUUCAUCGAUCGAUGAGAAAACAGUCGAUCAAAAGACAUCAGUUAAAUUGAUUAGUCCAAGAAUUGUAAGUCCAACUGUUAUGAAUGCAAAAGUACGGACUGUCAUAAGUCCGAAGAAAAUUAAUCCAGCUCCAGUUGAGAAUGCUAAUGCAAUUAAAGCCGAUGUUGAAUCAAACAUAAAUAAUAUUAAAGAGCUUAUCCAACAAAUAAAGCUAACGGAAUUUGAAAAGAUGAAUAAGCGUGAUGCAAUGAAACCCGAUAUUCUUAAAUCAACUAAAAGCAACGACGUACCCGAUUACGAUAAUAUUAAAGACGAUUAUGAAAUGACUGAUGGAAAAUUGGAAAGAAUAUCAAAUAAUAAUAAUAAUAAGAGAAAUAGUAAUGUUAUAAUAGCAACAACAGCAUCAGAAACGAAACCGACUAUAAUAACAGCCACAUUAGUUAUUAAGCCUGAUUUUCUACCGAACGAAGAACCAUUAAUUGUUGCCAUAUCAAAUAAAUCAUCAGAAAUUGAGUAUGAUGAAAAUUCGCCCGAACUCAAAUCAAUCACAACGACAAGCUCAUCAUUGCGUGAGACAUCCGUAGAGAGUUCAUCAAAAGAUAGCUCGUCAAUUGAGAAUCGUAGCUAUAAUAAUAAUAGUAGUAAUAGUAAUGUGAAUAAUGAUUGCGCUGAUUCAGCUGCCAUAUAUAAAGAUGCCAUAGAAUUCUUGAAAGAAAAUGUUGAUCAGAAGGCAGUCACAAAUGAACAUGAUCAUAAAUCACCCAUCAAAUCGAUGCGUCAAAACAAAGAAGACGUUUUGAAUUACAUCGACAAAAUUAAUGAAAAUUUGGAAGCUGUCAAGAGUCAAAAGAGUGAGGAACUUGAUGCUGCUCAAUCAAAAAUGAGCGUAAAGGAGAGCAUUUCAAAAUUAGAACAGAAAAUUACGUUGAGUCGACAAAACUCUGAGGCUGUAAGUGAAACUACAUCGGAAGCGUCGCAAUACAAUACACCAUCAAAAGAGCCAUCAACGCCAGUCACAAUUAAGCCUGUUGUCUUACCAAAAGUCGGUCCAUCCGAUACUGAAUCAUUGUACAAUUCAAGCGAGGAACUCUCGAUGAUCUUUGGUCAUGCUGAGCAGCAGCAACAACAAAAUGUUCAAAUUCAUCCAGGUAAAAUUGUUGAAGAAGAUUUUGAGGCAGAAUUUGAGAAAAUCGCUAACGACGAUGAGAUUCUCGAUGAUAAAAUUUUAGAUGAGAACUUUAAUAUAACACUAAUUGAUAUUAAUAAUAAUAAUGAGUAUGCUGAGUGCUUUGAUAAUGAAUUGAGUGAUAUAACAAAUGAAAGUGCAAUGUCCACAAAAUCUGAUGCCUCUGCUUUAACUUUUUUUCGAUGUGAUACUGAGGACGACAAGAAAGAGGCCAAUGGGAGCUGCUCCAUAAGUGACGCAAAUAACAACAGCCUAACAAAUGAAUUAAGUAAGCUUAAUGCUGAAUGUUUUACUAAUACAUUAAUAAAUAGAAAGCCAAAUCCAAGCACAUCUAAAAGUAGCAAUAAUAGUCUUAAGUCAUGGAGUAGCCAAAAAUCUAAUGAUAACAAUUCAUGCACGGCUACAAGAUCACAACAACAACAACCUCUCAAGACACAAAGCAUCCUGCUUGCAUGCCUAUAUUGUGUCAUGUUGUAUUUACAAUUUAUUAUCUUUAAUUUUUCUAAAUCCUAAAUUUAAUAAUUUCAUUUUAGAAUAAGCUAAGCCCUUUUUAAGUUUUAUUGUAUGUAAUAUUUUUAUUAUUAUUGUUACUUACCUUAACUUCCAUUUAAGAGAGCAUUUUAGAUGUAAAAUAUUAUUUUAUUUUUUGCAAUUUUUUUUUCACCUUUAUUUUUAUUGUUAUUGAUGUGCAUUCCAUUAAAAGAGAGUAGAAACAUUUCCAAUGCCUUAAUCAUCAAGUUAUUAUUAACGUUGAGAAAUGCUGAUGACUUCUCGUCGGCUAUGAGCAAAAAGGGGAGUUGUUCAGGUUUAAUGUUUGAGAUUUUGAGGAGGAGGGGUUGUGGGAUUGGUUAUUGUUGAGCUCUUGGGUCAGUUUCCAGAGCACCAUAACCUAGAAUCGAAUGUUGAUAUCUAAAACUCUAUGGUUGCCAUUUGUACUUCUAUAAACCAGCCUAGGAUUCGUUAAAUCAACCUAGUGAAGACCAAUCUUCUACAAUUUCUA
Chironomus riparius is the source of this 5023-nucleotide messenger RNA. The record is from the annotation of a GenBank genome assembly. Lineage: Eukaryota; Metazoa; Arthropoda; Insecta; Diptera; Chironomidae.